AUGCUGAAAAUCUUCGGGAAGAUUCCCAACACGGAUCUAGAGGGUACUGUAGACCCAGAUUGUGUUCAGACAUGUUUCAAAGCAUUUGAUUGUAUUCUGGCGUACUUUGAUACAAGUGGGCGGUGCCAACUUUUUAAUUUUAAUGACACAGAGACAUUGGAAGUGGAGGAGUCCACCAAGGCAGAUGGACUCUUUGUGGCGUUCAAGACCACCUUGCUGUCCGACACCUGUCCCGCACAUUCCCUUAUCGAACCUGUCGUGAAUAUCGGUGAGGAUCCCAUCACCUGGAAAAAAUCUGGAACAACUUUCUCAUUCCAAAGAUGCGUUGGUGACUGGAAAAUGUUUCGUAGAUCAAAUCCUGAGAUUACUGUAUGCAUGCAGGUGCACGGUAUAAAGAGUGGAGUGAAUCAGACCGAGGCGACACGGUUUUGUGAGGAUAUGGGGUAUAAAGUGACUGGAGUGGCGUCGGUGGAAGAGUCGAGAUGGUUGAAAAAACGAUUCCUGGAAAUAUAUCCUAAAGCAGACAAUUGGCAAGCGAUCUGGAUAGAUGGAGUAAGAAAUUGCACGGGGGAGAACAAUUCGGAAUGUGAUAAAUUCGACUGGUCGGAUCGGUAUACAGUCGGUGUGGAAGCACUGGUUACCGGUAACGCGUGGUUUUCGUAUAAUAGAGGAAGUACACCUGAAAACUGUCUUGGAGUGAUCUCAAACAGCGGUACCAGCGUUUCUUUGAAUGACAUACCGUGUGGACGUGGAUCCGGUCUGGAACUUGGUGUGGCGUGUGGUUAUCAAAUGCUGGCGUGA
Molecule: messenger RNA, 801 nt
Organism: Caenorhabditis remanei
Lineage: Eukaryota; Metazoa; Nematoda; Chromadorea; Rhabditida; Rhabditidae
Exons: 5
Coding region: 1-801 (266 amino acids)
Source: RefSeq, a predicted model, not a curated record